Vicia villosa (hairy vetch) is the source of this 1179-nucleotide messenger RNA. RefSeq lists its product as uncharacterized. Lineage: Eukaryota; Viridiplantae; Streptophyta; Magnoliopsida; Fabales; Fabaceae. The coding region runs from base 1 to 1179 and encodes 392 amino acids. The transcript has a single exon. The record is from RefSeq and is a predicted model, not a curated record. Gene Ontology annotation, molecular function: RNA binding.
AUGGGCAUGGAAAGCAACGAAGUUGAGGGAUGGAAGAAGGCAAGGAACCACAAUCGUGGUAAACGACAUGAGAAGUCAGGGAGCAUAGAGAAAGGAGGAAGAAGGGAAGAGGGGAAGUCGACUACAACAACAUUCUUCGUUACUAAGUUUGAUGAUAAAUGGGAGGCCAGGGAUUUAUAUCAUGAAUUUAAGGAGCUAGGUGAUAUUGAUGAGGUGUUCAUACCAAACAAGAAGACUAGAUGGGGGAAGAAGUACGGGUUCGCUAGGUUCUUUAAUGUAGGGGAUGAAAGGGUGCUGGAGAUGAAACUUGAUAACUUAUUCCUAGAUGGAAGGAAGAUCUUUGCCAAUCUACCUAAGUUUGGACGUAGGCCUAUUUACCCCUCCAUCUAUCGAUCCAAGCCCCGUGAUGCUCAGGAGGUCUAUCUUUCUGUUCAAGCAAACACUAAAGUAAAGAAUCCCAGUGGCAUUAAGGGAGUCAAGAAAGGAGUUUCUUUUGCGGAGGUCUUGAAGGGUGAAACUUCCACCAAAGUUUUGGAGUUUACCCCUGAUAACGACAUUUUGAACAGCUUAUCGAAGGCGUACGUGGGGGAGGUUGGUGAUCCGGCUUCAACGUUAAACAUGCAAGCUCAGUUCUACGCCGAAGGAUUUUUUUCGAUAAAAUGCACAUCUAUCGGGGCAAACCUGUGUUUACUUGAGGAUGAAAAUGAAGGGGUUUUAAAGGAAAUGGUGGAAGGUGGAAGUGCUUGGCUUGGGCAGUGGUUCAAGGAGGUUAGAGCUUGGAGUCCAAGAGAGGUUGACAAGGAAAGAGUGGCGUGGGUGAGGGUCUUCGGUGUUCCGUGUCAGGCAUGGACCUAUAGUUUUUUUAACCUUAUCUCUCAGAACUUAGGAAUUCUUUUGAAAGAGGACGAAGAAACCAAGAACAGAAAAAGAAUGGAUGUGGCCAGGAUUCUUAUUCGUACCAAAACACUUUCGUUGAUCAAUGAAGAGUUCAAGGUUAGGAUUGGUGAAGACCUCUACAACAUCUUUAUGGCAAACGAUGUUAAGAGAGAGGAGGAGGUUCGUAACAGAAAUAAUAUCCACUAUGCUUAUGACAGGAAUGUUGAAUCUUCAUCUGAGUCUUCGGUCAAUGAAUCUGAAAAAGAUGUUGGAGAUAUGAUUCUGAAUAUGUCCCGGAGAUAG